Drosophila santomea is the source of this 1164-nucleotide messenger RNA. RefSeq names its product protein VASP homolog. Lineage: Eukaryota; Metazoa; Arthropoda; Insecta; Diptera; Drosophilidae. The transcript is spliced from 3 exons. The coding region runs from base 1 to 1164 and encodes 387 amino acids. The record is from RefSeq and is a predicted model, not a curated record.
AUGAAAGACGAUCAACCGGUCAAACAGCGCUACUACCCGAAGAACCCGAAGAUGCAGGUGGAGAUCAACGCCAAGGUCGACGAGUUACUACAAACAGGGUGCAUCGAACCGUCUAGGGGCCCGUACAGCUCUCCCAUAGUGAUGGUGAAAAAGAAGACGGGUCAAUGCCGCCGCCAAGGCCGCGUGGCAGAACGCCUGUCGGAGUGGAAGGAGGAGGAGGCGCUGUGGGUACCACACUCACCGUCGUCGUUGCCACAGUCGCCAUCGCGGCAGCCAUCGUUGCCACCGACACCACCGCCGACACCAGCCGCAGCCGCCACGCCGGAGCCGCAACACCGAGAGAUGCCGCAGCCACCGACGCCGAUGCCGCAGCCGCAACCACAGCCGCCACCGGCGCAGCCGCAGCCACCACCACCACCACGCACGCCGACACCGCCGCCAGAACCACCGACGCCGCCGCCACCGCGCACACCGACGCCGCCACCACAGGAUGAGGAGGGGCCCCGGUGCGAGCGGCAACAGUCCUGGGAAGUGGACCAGGCGCACGUCGCGAAGAUGCUGCGCAGAAUCAGCAUGGGUGGCCCCCGGUGGCACCAGCAGACGGUGACGUGGACGUGGCCCGCACCAGCGGAGGACACGCCGGAGGUGGGCGCGGUCGGGUGGAGCCGGUCGAGCACGGGCGCGCGCGACCCGCCGAGCUCGCGUCCGGACGGAGGACGAAGGCCCGGAGGAGAACCCGGAGAAGGGUCCGUGGGUGUGGCCCGCACCACCACCACCGAAACUCGCGCGGCAGGAAUCAUGCCCGAGGCGAGACAAGGCAAGGGUCUAUGUGCCCCAAUUAAGGAAGAAAAACAAAAGCGAGAAACGAAAUAUGCGAAAGACGAGACCACAGACGAGCCCGAAACGGUCGCCAUACUGGAGGCGUUGGAAAGGGAGUACGCAAGGAGACCGGCCCCGGAAGUCAAAGUCACCGGCGUGGAAGGUCUGAUGAGGAGCCUCGAUGUCCACAGCAUGAUGGAGGCCAGCGAGAGCAGACCCGAAAGGCAGGAAACCGGGAGUGAACGGCUGGAAAGCAGCCGCGAGAGAAGGGAGAUGCGGGAGUCCAGCCGCGAUCCGCGAGACAUCGCAAGAGUAGCCCCUCCGGAUUACGCGAAGGUGGCGUAA